Sturnus vulgaris (Common starling) is the source of this 1220-nucleotide messenger RNA. The record is from RefSeq and is a predicted model, not a curated record. NCBI's taxonomy places the organism in Eukaryota, Metazoa, Chordata, Aves, Passeriformes, Sturnidae.
GAUGUUCCCUGUGGGACACUGCAGGCUGGGAUUCCCCGAAGUGCACAUGACGCCUGGAACUGCUCUUGGCAGGGAUCCGGAGGGCUGGCCCUAGUCUGCACAGGGAGUACAGCCCUGCUUCCUUGCUUGGAGAACCGCUGAAAAACCUGGCAGACGUGGCUGUGCGGCCCCUUGGCACACACCACUGGCACGGAAACCCCAGCUCUUCCCCGAGAGCACAGGGCACCUCUCGCUGGCUGACUGGAGAGCAGCACCAGGCCUUCCUCAGCCACUCACAUCUCCUCCUGCAUCCCCACCACGGGGCCAUCAAGGCCACCAAAGGGCUGGGGAGAGGACUUGCCACUGCAGGCUUGGCUCUGGGCUGGCACUGCCCAGGAAGGCUGGCACAAUGCACAAGGCAACCCCAUCUCCUCCAGGACUGCUCCUCCUCACAUCCUUCCUCCUGCAUGUGAAAGAGGACCGUGCCAGCCCAACACGGCUGGUCUGUGACAACAGACUUAUCCAGAAAUACAUUGUGGAGGCCAAGGACAUGGAAAAGAGAGUGGGUCAGUGCCAGGCCCUGCCUCCACUCAGCUGCCCUGCAGUGCUGCCCUUGGUGGACUUCACUUUCCAGCAGUGGAAAUCCAAAUCGAACGAGACCAAGCGGCGGGAGAUCCUGUGUGACCUGGCCCUGCUGGUGGGUGCUGCAACAGCGGCCCAGGGCCAGGUGAGCAACGAGUGCGGGGCCAGGCAUCUGAACCAGCUUUACCGACAAGCCAACUCCUUCUUCCUGCUCCUGCAGACCUUCAGCUGGGAGGAAGGACACUGGGAGCCGAGCUGCUCCCCACACUCCAUGGAGCAGACCCACAUCACCAGCAUUUUCCUCACCUACCGGCAGCUGGUACAGGGCAAGUUGAGCUUCUUCUUCUACGACCUGGCCAAGGUCUUGUGCAAGCAAGGACAGGGAGACAGCAGAGACCCUCCAUGCGGGGCCCAGUGAGGCUGCACACAGGGCUCAAAGCGAAGCUGGAGCAAUCCUGCAGGACACUAAGCUGUGUUCUGGGUGCCCAGGAAGAUGCCCACAGGGAAAGGGUUGGCACCUGUUCCUCAAGUCUUCAUCAACCGUGCAGCGCAUGGAGACAAACAGUGACACUCAUGUGCCAGCAGGCACAGGCCCUGCUCCCAUCCAGGCAGGAAUCUCUACUGUGAAUGCUUUUCGAUUAAAGAGCUAUUUUUCUAAA